Messenger RNA from Grus americana (Whooping crane), 3912 nucleotides. It is a transcript of the gene DRC7, whose product is annotated as dynein regulatory complex subunit 7. Gene Ontology annotation, cellular component: motile cilium. The record is from RefSeq and is a predicted model, not a curated record. Lineage: Eukaryota; Metazoa; Chordata; Aves; Gruiformes; Gruidae. Gene Ontology annotation, biological process: flagellated sperm motility. Bases 51 to 2708 code for a protein of 885 amino acids. The transcript has 18 exons.
CUGGCAGGCACGGUUUGGCUGCUUCCCCCUCAUUUUGCCCAAAAAUCUGGAUGGAGGGGCUGCUGCCAGAAACGGCACCGGGGCGGCCGUCAGGAGCUUUCAGCCGGGGAGAUGCUCAGGCCAGCGGAGGAGGCAGAAUGGAGGUCCUGGAGGAGAAGGAGGAAGAGGAGCAAAGAGAAGAAGAAGAGCUGAAGGCUUCAGAGAUCAGUGAUAACCUCCAGAACUUGGAGAUGAAUGUGUCCGUGGAGCAAGUCUGUGUCUCAAGCGAUGUACUCCCUGGAAGUGAUUUUGACUGGAGCUCCGUUGACAUGUCCCAGUUACCGUCCUCAUACAAGACAAAUUCCCCGAAGGAAAAGAAGCUGUUGCAGAUCGCUGACCAUUUCCUCCAGCAGUACACUCACCUCUGCCCUGACCGCAAGCCGCUCUUCCUCCACCCGGUCAACGAGUGCGGCGUGGAGAAGUUUGUAAGCACAACGGUGAGGCCAACCCUGCUGCCUUACCCAGAGCUGUACCACUGGGAUGGCUGUGCCAGCUUCGUCUCUGAUUACCUCACCACGGAGCACCUCAAGUCCCCUAUCACACCGCCCAGUUCGCUCUAUUCCCCAACCACCAUCCUGAAAUACCAGCGAGGGAACUGCUUUGACUUCAGUGUGCUGCUGUGCUCCAUGCUGAUCGGGGCUGGGUAUGAUGCCUACUGCGUGCACGGGUAUGCCACCCGCGAGAUAUGCACCCUGGACGAGACUCUGGAGCUGUGCCCACUGCUCAGGAAGCCACAGGAGGUACCAAAAGAGGGGAUGAAGAAGAAGUCCAACAAGUAUAGAGUUAAGUCUCCACCAGACCUGCAGAGCAAGUUUGAGCUUCAGCAGGAGGCCAAGAAGAAGGCAGAAACUGAAGCUGCUCAAAACAACGAGGCGAGAGAAGAGAAGGUGGUCAUGGAAGUGGGAAAGCCUGAGCGUGACCCUUUGUAUGGCUUAAGGGUGCACGCAUGGGUUUUGGUUCUGUCUGGGAAGAGGGAGGUUCCCGAGCCCUUCUUCAUCAACCCCUUCACGGGAAACAGCCACAGCACCAUGGAUGAGCACUUCCUUGGGAUUGAGAGUGUCUGGAACCACAGGAACUACUGGGUGAACAUGCAGGACUGCAGGAACGGCUGCAAGGAUCUCAUCUUUGACCUGGGUGACGCUAUCCGCUGGGAAAUUAUGCUUUCAGAGAGCAACAAGCCUCUUCAGCUGCUCCCAGAUGCUGAGGAGGAAAAGGAGUUAUCUGACAGGAACGCAGAUGAUAUGCAGGAAAAGGAGGAGAAAGACAUGAGUUUUGACAUGCCACCUUCGUGGGUAGCCCCAGUUGAGAUAUCUCCCAGAGAGUUUGAGACCCGCUGUUCCCAGGGGAGGAAGGUGAUCCUGUACAAGAAAGCAAAACUGGAGAAAUGGGCACCGUACCUGAAUGGAAAUGGGCUGGUGAAACGCCUCACCGUCUACACAGGCUUAGACUGUACUGAAGUAGUGGAGGUGAAGGAGUGGUUCAAAAACCGAGAAGACAUGUUGGAUAUAAGAGAAGUGAAUAAACAAACACAGCUGACCACGGAGUACUUCAGCCCAGGACACCUCCUCGGUCUUAAAGCUCACACCUAUAUGUCGCUGGAACCAGAGACUGAACGUACAAUAGAGUUUUACAAUGAGGUGCGAGUUGAUGGCCUCCAGAAACUCAUUGAAAAUGCUAACGAGAUGACAGAGUACUUCGUGGGGCGGGAUGACUUCCUGCACGUCCGGCACAUGGAGUUUGGCAAAAGAGGAAAGAAAAUACACUUGGCUGGCACCAGAACUGACAUUAACGCCCGGCCUAUCGUGCAAAUCAAGGAGUGUUUCCACAGAAACCUAGAAAAGCCUGCUGAUGAAGAUGUAGCAGAACGUAUCUUUCUGAUCACAGAGGAGAUGAUCCAUCUGACAUAUCACCUCAAGGAUAAAUACAUUACUGCCUCAAAGAAGGAUUUCUUCAAAGCAGCAGAGGGGGAUAGAAAAGGAAAUGAAAUGGUCAUGACCCCAGAAAUGUGCAUCACAUACCAGGCAGGGUCCUCUGAGAAAGACAAGAAGCUGCUCCAUCUGUACAAAUUGUUGCAGGAGCUAACAGAGGAAGAGAAGCAGCUGAAGCAACAAGUCCGGCAAUCUGAAGCAGAGGUGUUAAAUAUUUUGAAGAUCCGUGAGAAUGAAGAAGCCGCUGUUAAAUUGUCAGUUUCAAUUUAUAAUACAGAAAGGAAUGAAAAGAGAAGACAACAGUAUGAAGCCAUGAAGAACACAGUGGAGGAUGAGCUGCCAGGACAAGAGGAACAGGAUCUGGAUUACCUGGCACCUUUUCUCAUUCAAAUUGACCACAGAGAAAAAAUGACCAAGUGGCAAGCCCUGCGCAUCAGAGAUGACUGCCUGGCUGAUCUUAAAGAUCGUCUCAUCAAUAAAGCUAACAUCAUCCAGGCUCGCUUUGAAAAGGCAGUGGAAGAGCUGCAGAAGAAGGACCAGUGGUUUCAGGAGAACCAGAAUCGGCUCAGUGCACAAGAGGAAGAUGACUUCCUCGCCCGUUACUCUCAAAGCACGUUCCAUAUCCACAUUCUAGCACUGAGGCUCAAGAGGGAAAAGCAGACGGCAGCACAGAAAUACCUCGCUCUUCAAGAGAAGCUGCACAAGGAUCCUCGCCUAGCUGAGCACCUCAGUCACGCCUGACUUCUUUAUUCCUUCAUGCCAGACGCUGGAAAUCAGUGCUGGAGCCUGUUAGAAGCAGCCUGAAAAAAAGUGGAAAGGUUUUCCUACUUCCCUGCAGUAAAUCUUUCAUUAUCAUCAGAUUCAUGGAGAUUUUAAUGAACUUGUAGCAUUCCACUGUCUUUUUCCUCUUUUAAGGCCCAUCUGCAAUUACAUCGAGAGGCUGUAGGGAGGCAAAUUGUCUUCUCAUGCCAUUCUAUCAUGGUUGAGACUGAAGUCUGAACGAGACCUUAGCUUUAAGGUCUGCUUCAGAAGUUGCUACAAAUUAGACAAACUGUAUUGCAGAGCUUUUCUUCCCCAAACCUGCUGACAUGAGGAGCAGGAUUAUUUGGGAAUACUGAUUCUUUUUCAACGUAAUAUUUUAACAAAUUUAUAAUUUAGUUUUAUAAGCAGCACAAGCAAAGAUUUUUAACUUGUGAGUUCACAACAAAUAUAAAAAUUCUUUAACCUGAUUUAGAGCUAUUAACUGCAAAACCCAGCAAAGACAAAAUUGACUCAAAUUGACAAACUUUGGAUUUUAACAUCUUUAUUUUUCACUUUGAAUGUCUGCUCAGCAUUCACAAGGAUUGGCAGAGAGGGUAAAAAAGUCACGAGAAAUCCAAAAAGCAUUCCAAAUCCAAGAAAUUUUAGGUAAUCAAGUAUUUUGGUUAAUAAUCAUUCCCCAAGAUCCACAAAUGGAAGUUAGUAUGUGUGCGCCAUGUAUUGGUAUUUAUGUAAGUCCCUGAACCUGCUAGGAAGCAAUUUCUGAUGUCACUUAUAGGACAUCAGGCACCGUGGACACCUACGGCGGUUCUACCUACAGUUCCCAAAAGCUGCAGUCUCCAAGAAACAAACUCCAAUGAUCAUCUUCAGUGACGACUGAUCACAGCUGGGGGAAGGCAGAAACUUAUGUUGCUGUGAUACAGCAGAGUAAGGGACAUCACACCUGAAAUACAGCAUGAACCAGAGCAAACCUGGUUUUAUGGUGGCUGUCCAUGUUAAGUGUAAUAGGGCUUUUACAGAGAAACACCCCCCUCCACUGCCUUUUUUAUUGCAACAGAGUCAUUUUCUCUUGUGUUGUUUCUGUUACAUUUGAAGAGGAGAACCCAACGUUAAAACCAAAAGCCACCAUUAGCUCAUUGUGCCUCAUCUGAAUAUCCUAGGCUAUUAAAAUAUACCAAAUUACCCU